CACGUAUAGUCACAAUUUUAUUAAAAAAUAACACUAAUUUCCCAAGAAAAAGUGAAUAUAUCUUAGAGACGAGAUAACAGUGGUAUAUUAUAAUCUAGCGCAUACGCAGAAAUCGUCAUUUUUUCUAAGUUGUCUUUAUUAACCUUCUGUUUAGUGCUAUUACAUUCUUACUUGUUUAAUGUGUGUGGUUAAAAUUAUUUUAUUAAAUGUCAAUAAAAACUCAUAUCAGAGUUGCUUAGUUAAAAUUUUAUUAUUUAUUUACAGGAGUUGUUUUGAAUGGGAUUCCACUAUUCAAAGUACAGUGGCUUUUGUUGUUUUUGUACUAUUAUGUUAUUAUUUUCAACCAUUUAUGAUACCUGUGGCUUUACUACUGAUUUUUCUAAAGUGUUACAUAGUACGAACUGUUGCUGGGACUUGGCAUAAUUCUGAAGAGGAUGACGAACCAUAUGAUGAUGAAGAAGAUGAAGAUGAUAAAGAUAAAGAAGAGAAAAAAAGUUUAAAAGAACGCCUACAGGCUAUUCAGGAAGUUACUCAAACUGUUCAAAAUUCGAUUGGUUACAUUGCUUCUUUAGGAGAAAGUAUAACAAAUACAUUCAACUUUACUGUUCCGUUUUUGAGUUACUUAGCACUUGUUUUGACAAUAGUUGGUGUGUUUGUAUUGUACUGGAUACCAGUAAGGUACCUAAUAUUGAUUUGGGGAGUAAACAAGUUUGCCAGGAAACUCAUCAGACCUCAUUGCAUACCAAAUAAUGAAGUUUUAGAUCUGUUAUCUCGUGUUCCAGACAAUGAACAAUUGAUAUCAUAUAGAGAAUUAAGAACCCAACCUACCUCAGAUACUGAAAGGCGUCGAGAAACAAGAAGGAAAAAAAUGCUUUAA
Nezara viridula (southern green stink bug) is the source of this 877-nucleotide messenger RNA. The record is from the annotation of a GenBank genome assembly. Lineage: Eukaryota; Metazoa; Arthropoda; Insecta; Hemiptera; Pentatomidae.